This is a messenger RNA of Helianthus annuus (common sunflower), 3188 nucleotides long. Its product is annotated as formin-like protein 5. The coding region runs from base 290 to 3022 and encodes 910 amino acids. The record is from RefSeq and is a predicted model, not a curated record. Gene Ontology annotation, biological process: actin cytoskeleton organization; actin nucleation. The transcript has 6 exons. Gene Ontology annotation, molecular function: actin filament binding. Lineage: Eukaryota; Viridiplantae; Streptophyta; Magnoliopsida; Asterales; Asteraceae.
UAAUUCUGGCGGCCUAGCAGUAUACCUUUGAAAGAAGACCAAAAGAAUUCCCCAAAUCUUCCUUCAUCUUCACCGAAUAUAUUCAAUCACUCUGUAUCAAACCCUAGCUACUCGAUCUCCCGAAUUACAACAACUUCACGUUUUCUUCAACAAAUUGACGCUCAAUUCGUCCAAGAUUUCUCGAUUUGCGUGCUUACAAGACAACACUUUUGAAUAAUCCCCAGUGGGUUUGAAGAAUUUGAGCUCUCUGUUUUCAUGUUUUUCAAAUCGGAUAUGAUGUAUUUAUGAGAUGGUCAUAGUUAAACCAAUGGGUGCUCAUACUCUUCAAAUGGUUUCGUUUAUAGCGAUUAUUGUUUUGAUUUUGCCUUUGACGGUAACUUCAAGAACCAACAUCGAUCCAGAAUAUCUGAUUGACAAAGAUACGGUGGGUUUAAUUUGGGAUAAUUGUGAAACAGAGUUGAUGAGUAUUAUUGAAGGCUUACAAGAUCUUAAAGUUAGCAAUCAUGAAACCCUUUUCGAACAAGAUAGGAUACUGAAGUCUUUAGCUUUUCAAGAUCUGUAUGUCAAGAAAACAAUUCUUGAUUGUUUAAAUGCUAAAAAUGUUGCUGUACCUGAAUCAGGAGAGACAGAACAUUCUAGUACAUGGUAUAUAGACUAUUUACAGUAUUUUUCACUAGGUGAUAACUUUGCGCGUAGAACCCGUAGGCUAGCCGAAUCCGAUGCACCGGCUCUUAGCCCCGGUCCUAGCCCAAGUCCCAGCCCUUCACCGGUGGAGGCUCCUGUUAUAAGGCCUCCUAGUACUCCAUUUUUUCCUGUGAUACCGAAUGAUCGUAAUACAGGUAAGACUACGCAAGCUACGCAAGCGCCUACAGGGUCGGGUGCUAAUGUGCAGUCGGGUAAUGGGAAUAGUGAUACGCAUAAGAAGAUUAUUAUUGCGGUUGUUGUUACUGCUACCGUGACUUUUAUGCUUGCUGCAUUGCUCUUCUUUUGUUAUGUGAGGCAUUGUGGUAAGGGGCGUCGGCAGAAUGAUGAGGCGCAUUUACUUAGCUCGAGUAUGAGUGAGCAUAACGGUGGUUCGUAUAAACCGUCGUACAGUUUAAACAGCCCGGUGCACAAUUAUGCGAAUACGGGGAAUGAAUCGUUAUACGGUAACUCAAACAUGCAGAAAAUGGAUUCUAAGAUUCCGGUAGGUAUCCCUUUGCAGACUAUGCAAGGAAGGGUAGAAUCGUCAUUACGGCCUCCACCAGGAAGGGUAGAAUCGUCAUUACGGCCUCCGCCAGGAAGGGUGGAAUCGUCUAAAUUGUUGCCUGUGAAUGUAGCUGCCGCUACUCCAUCUGCAGCUCCACCACCACCUCCUGCACCGAAACCUCCUACUGCCGCUGGUCCGCCACCUUCACCGCCACCUAAAGGAGGGCCACCGCCUCCACCGCCACCUAGAGGAGGACCGCCACCACCACCAGGUCCACCACCGUUGAAGCCUGCAGGUCCACGCCCGCCUCCUCCACCAGGUGGUGCACUUCCGCCACGACCACCAGGUUCCGGUCUAAGACCGCCACGCCCGCCAGAGGGAUCUAGUCAAUCCAGCGGUGAUGACACCGAUGCUUCGAAAGCUAAGCUAAAACCGUUCUUUUGGGAUAAGGUUAUGGCUAACCCCGAUCAAUCGAUGGUUUGGCAUCAGAUCAAAUCGGGCUCGUUUCAGUUUAGUGAAGAAAUGAUAGAAACUUUAUUUGGAUAUAACGCCACCGAUAAAAACAAAGAUCACACCAGGAAGAACUCUGCAUCACAAGAUCCUACUUUCCAGUACAUUCAAAUCAUCGAUCCAAAAAAGGCUCAAAAUUUGUCUAUUCAAUUAAGAGCACUUAACGUGACAACUGAAGAAAUCCGUUAUGCACUAAAAGAAGGAAACGAGCUACCGGCGGAACUUCUUCAAACACUAAUAAAAACGGCACCAACUCCCGAUGAAGAACUAAAGUUGAGAAUGUACAACGGGGAUCUUUCUCAUCUUGGAACCGCAGAACGGUUUUUAAAAAUGUUAAUCGAAAUACCAUUUGCUUUCAAAAGACUAGAAUCCUUGCUCUUUAUGUGCACAUUCCAGGAGGAAGAAUCAGUGGUUAAAGAAUCUUUCACAACUUUAGAGGCUGCUUGUGUUGAACUUAGAAAAAGCCGAUUAUUUCUCAAACUCUUAGAAGCUGUUUUGAAAACCGGGAAUCGUAUGAAUGACGGGACUUUUCGUGGGAGUGCACAAGCGUUUAAACUCGAUACACUCUUGAAGUUAUCCGACGUAAAAGGAAUUGACGGAAAAACAACGCUUUUGCACUUUGUGGUUCAAGAGAUCAUCCGGUCAGAAGGUAUAAAAGCUGCGCGAACAAUCCGCGAAUCAAAAAGUUUCAAAACCGAGGAUCUUCUCAAAGAAGCUUCAUCUUCGCAUGAAGAAACAGAGGAACGCUAUCGCAAGCUUGGGCUUCAAGUCGUGUCGAGCUUGAGCGGUGAGCUCGAUAAUGUAAAAAAGGCAGCCAUUGUAGAUGCUGAUGGGCUCACCAGUUUAGUGUCAAGUUUGGGCCGGGCCCUUGUAAAAGCUCGUGAGUUUUUAAAUACAGAUUUAAAGAAGGUAGAAGACGACGGUGAUGAGUUUCAGAGAGUUUUGGCGAGUUUUGUGAAGAAUGCCGAGAAGGAGAUUACAUGGAUGCAAGAAGAAGAAAAGAGAAUAAAAACUUUGAUUAAGAACACGACGGAUUAUUUUCAUGGGAACUCCGGGAAAGAUGAAGGGUUGAGAUUAUUUGUGAUUGUUCGCGAUUUCUUGAUAAUUUUGGAUAAGGUAUGUAAAGAGGUUAAGAGUGAUCCUGUAAGAACACCAAAAACGAAAAAUGACGAGUUGCAACCCGGGGUUCAACGAAAAGAUGACCAGAUAUUGGGCGGAGGUUCAUCUGAACCUCGCCAGUCGCCGUUUGAAGAGCAACGUCAACGGUUGUUUCCGGCAAUUUUAGGGCGGCGAAUGGACAGUGAUAGUUCAGAUGAAGAUUAGUGUGUAGAGUUUUGUUUUGAACAACUGAGAUAUGAUUCUUUUUUCUUUCUUUACUUAUAUCUACUUGAUGAACUUUACCAAAUGGGAAUACUCUCUGCAUUGACCUGAUUACCAAAUGCAUGUAUAAUGUUAGGUGUAAUAAUAGAGUUGUAUAGCAUUUCUAUCA